Molecule: messenger RNA, 2736 nt
Organism: Neurospora tetraspora
Lineage: Eukaryota; Fungi; Ascomycota; Sordariomycetes; Sordariales; Sordariaceae
Exons: 4
Coding region: 1-2736 (911 amino acids)
Source: RefSeq, a predicted model, not a curated record
AUGCAGUCACUCUUCACCGUCAACAACAACGUAUCACUCAUAAGCCUGACCAUAGCACCAAGUGCCUGGGUCGCCUCUCUUGUCGUCCUCCUCUUCUUUCUCUACUUUUACCUGCCGCGACUCGCUUCCUUGAAGGCCUUGUUCUUCCGCGUCAACUUUCUCGACAAAGCCAAAGGCAGCCAUCGCAAACAAGUUGGCGCAUACCCGACUGCGCCCAAAGACCCAAGAUAUCGAGAAGGGAUUGAAGAGAUAAACCGUCGAAAUUGGAAUCGCAACUAUUCUCAGCAUCAGGACGACUGCUAUCAACAGUAUCAGUAUCAGCAACAGUAUUAUCCAGACCACGACGGCGCCCAAGGGAUAGAAACAAGGGAACUACAUUACCGACAACGUCAACAGAAAGCCAUCACCGAUAAGCAACUUCCGGCCCUACUCGAAUUCUUUGGCAGGAAGAAAAGCAACGAUAGCAACAUCAGCAGUGAAAAGUUGACCAAAGAAAGAGACAAGGAAAAGAGUGGAGGACUCUUGCGACUGAACAUCUACCGCACCAGCAGAGAUUCUUCACCGAGCCCAGUCACCAGCAGCAGCAGCGCGCGCCACGUCAUCAGCUACGGCACGCGCCAAAUCUUUGCCAACCAUGACAGCUGUAACGGCGGCCCCGCCGAAGAACCUAGGGCAUCUCGACCAUCUUCUCGACGAUUCACUGGAGGACUUCGAGCACUGUCACUCGCUCCCAGCGAAACUCCGCACCCCCAGCAUCCCCAUCAUCACCAGCAGGCGACACCGUUCGGAUACCCAUCAGUGCACUCGGGUUUCCGGAGCGACGACACGGAGAGCGACAUGAGCGACCAGGAGGCGGAUGGCGGGGAAGCCUCACACGGUGGCUACAGCCCGCCAGCCUGGAGGCGCCUCGGCAACGGCGACCGGAGCAGCGGCUUCUGGCGCAAGGCUAAUUCGCAUCUCAAUGACAUCGACCCCCUCUUGCUGAAUGGUUUCGGCGGUCUAGGCGGCGGUCUAGGGAACGGCGGCUGGUCAAGGGAGUUCGAAACCAGUCCCGAGUAUGAUAGCAUGAAUGAAGACGAUAUGGACCAGGACGCAAUCCUGCAGAAAGCCAUCAGGACAAGGUUACCAACGGGAAGCCUAAGUCCUGAAAAGGAGAGGAGCCCAGAGCCAGAGUAUGCGCGGCGUCAACAGUUGCAAAAGCAGGCCGAACGCCAGCAGCAGCAUCACCAAAGGCUAGCGCCGGUAAUCGAGGAAGACGAUGUCAAGAUCAAGGAAGAACCGAUGGAGGAGGAUGCGGGCAUGGUUUUGAGGGGGUUACCUCACUUCCGCUUCGCGGUCAGGGCAGAAGUCCACCAGCGUACAGAACCCAUUGAAACAGCCGUUGCUUUCUUGCGCAAAUGGCUCGGCCCGCUAACUAGGUCAUGGUCAUCCAUGUUCCUGUCGGGACUCGUAGCCAUUCUUUCCUAUGCCGCCAUGCGGUCGCUCUUUCAGCCGGCGUCUAUGAGCCCCGUGCCUGAUCUCGUCAAGGUGGCCGGUGUGGCGCGCUCCUUUGAGCCGCUCAUCUACUACUCCGAGAAUGGCAUCCAGCAAGUAGGCGACCUGCAAGCGACAGGCGUGGCGGUAUGGGAUCUAGGCGAGAGUGUUCGGAGCAGUAACCUCACGUCGGCGCCGAUUAUCGUCAAGGAGCUGGACGAGUUGAGCGAGAGUCUCAAGACGCUAGCAAUCGAACUAACCAAGUUCUUUGCCAACGUAGACGGUGACAUCGAUGGCAUCCUAAUAGUAAUGGACUGGGCCCGCCGCGAGCUCUCCCAACUCCAACACUUCCCCUCGCCCCCCCUUUCCUCCUUCUUCGACAACGUCCACAACCUGCUCUCCGCCUUCGGCAUCCUCGAAGACCCCGACACCUCCCAGCCCACCCGCCUCGGUCUAAUCGCCACCUCCCUCUUCGGGCCGUCCACCCCUCAACGCACAAGGACCACCCUCCAGCGCACCUUCAACGAGUUCCUCGCCGUCCUCGAGGAGGCCAUCACCAACGAACUGCAGCACUCGCUCGCCAUCUUUGCCUUGUUCGAAGCCAUCGACCACCAAUUUUUGAAUCUAGCCCGCACGGUGGUGCGCGAAAGUUCCCUGCAAGAAGAACUCCACGCGGAUUUGUUGAGUUCCCUCUGGACGAGAAUACUAGGCGCCAAGGCGUCCGAUAUCCAGAAAUACGAGCGCAACCGGCUUUUGCUUCUCAACGUGCGCGAGAAGACGGUGCGCAACAAGGGGAUACUGGUGGAGCACAACCAUAAACUUUUGGCGCUUAAAGCUUCCCUCGAAAACCUCCGGCGGAAACUGGUUUCCCCCUUGGUGAGAUCGGUCAAUAGCUCCACUUUAACUAUUGACGAGCAGAUUCGCGGAUUGGAAGACGUGGGUGUUUAUCUCGAGGGCGUCAGGACGAGGCAGAAGGGGAAGUUGAUGGAGAUGUUGUAUGGUGGGGGGAGUUAUAGGGCGGGGAUUGGGUCGGAGGGGGGGAGUGGUGGUAAUGGUGGUAAUGGUGGAGGAGGAGGGUAUGGUGGAUAUGGAGGGCAGUAUGGAGGGCAGUAUGGUGGGGGAGAGGCGAGGGAGGUGAGGUUGGUUGCUGAUGCUGGUGGUCAUCAUGGUCACCAUGGUCAUGGUCAUGGUCAUGGUCACGGGAGUGGUGUUGGAAGUGGUGCUACUAGGAGUGUGCAUGAGUCGCAUAGGGGGGAGCAAUGA